CACAAGAGAGUUUAUUGAAGAAAUAAUCAAAUGAAAUUGAUCUGCUUUGUAAAAAAUAAAGUGAUCCAGUUUGCGAUAUUUGAAUUUCCCUCGUGUGUUUGUUAGAAAUGUGGCAACGUUGCAGUGACAGAGACCCUGCCCGCAACGUUCUCCGGGAGCGUAGGUCUAGUGUGACGUCACGGUAGCCUAGUUGGGUUAGGUUUUACGCUGGAAAUUCUAACGAAAAAUUUUUUGUUUGACGAUUAAUGUUUUCCCCAUUGUAUCUGCCGCAUUGAGCGACGUGAAGAGCUAACGCAGUGGCGAGCAGUAAUCGUAUUUCGUAAACUGUUCGAUCGCGAGACUUCGCGCUAUCGGCGUAUAUGAGAUUUUAAACGGAAAAUGAAUCGACAUGACGGGGUAAGUUGUGACGCCUGCUUAAAGGGGAAUUUUCGGGGUCGUAGAUAUAAGUGCCUCGUAUGCUACGAUUAUGAUUUGUGUGCCAACUGUUAUGACGGAGGUGCCAGUACAACACGUCACCACAGUGAUCAUCCUAUGCAGUGUAUACUUACUAGAUCUGAGUUUGAAUUAUAUUAUGGUGGAGAAGCAGUAAGUGUAGAACAACCACAAUCUUUAACUUGUCCUUACUGUACAAGAAUGGGUUUCACUGAGGCUACACUACAAGAACAUGUUGCUGCAGAUCAUUCAGACACUUCUUUUGAAGUUGUUUGCCCAGUAUGUGCAUCUGUCCCAGGAGGAGAUCCUAAUAAUGUGACUGAUGAUUUUGCGGGUCAUUUAAGUUUGGAGCAUCGUAGCGGGCCAAGAGAUUUGAUCUCUUUUCUAGAUGAACCAACUUCAAGUCGAUAUACUGGUAGACGGAUAACACAUGCUACUAGAGUUGUUGGUGGAUCACGGCCUCGCAGGUCCAAUAUGCAUUUCAGUUCGUCUGGAGGAUUGAGUCCGAGUAGUCGAGAAGGUAUAGAUCCAAUUACAGAGUUACUUUCUCAAUUAUCCGGUGUUCGUAGAAGUGGUGGAGGAACUGGUCAGAGUUCAUCAGCACCAUCGCAAUUACAACAAUUGCAAAUGCAGCUACAGCUGGAGCGACAACAAGUUAGAGCUGCUAGACAACAAUUGGAACGAUUACCUAGGAGACAGACUCAGGUUCUUGGCUCUGCAAGUUGUGGAGGAAUUAUUAGUGGAAGUGGUCAUUCUACUACUAUGACCAGUGUGGUAGCAAAUAGUACGAUUAGUAAUAAUAAUACAACUAAUGUGGCGAACCCGUCCGGCGUAUCAUCUACUAGUUCACAGAACUAUAUGUUUUUAUUGCCAAAAUGUAUUACCAGUUCUCUCUCCGACUCACAAUUGCAAAAUAUUGAACGUGAAAGUGCAAAUAGAAGUCUCUUUACGUGCGAACUUAUUCUUGGAACACUUUCUAAAACAUUGCCGGAGUUAACACAGGAACAAUCUGUAACGCAAACACCAGUAUCAAGUGCAACUACUGCUACAAGCAGUCCCGAAACACCAAAUGCUAACUCUUCCACAGUUUCUACGAAGAAAUUAAAUGUAACUCAAGAGGCAAAAAGGGAUCAAACAAUGAAUAAACAUGUAACGCAAACAUCUACGCAACAAUCACAUACUGUUCAAACUACUACUGCUGGGAGUGUGGGGACGGGUCUUCAGAGUCAAGGAUUGCCCCCAAAUUCUAAUAACCUCGCGUUACAAAAUACACCUAUGGUUCAAACACUGAUGCACAGCGUAUUACCUGAGUCACUGGUAUUGCAGGAACCACUGUCAUUACCAUAUAGUAGAACUAUCAGAGAACCGAUAGUAACCCCAGCACCAGCGUACCUUAGAGGUGGGGUCGGUCCAGUUGGUGUAACAGGUCCUUCACGUAGGAAGCCAGUUAGGGCUGUAGAUGGCAGAAACCAAUCUACGGAACCACCGCCUCCACACUAACCCUUCCUUAGCCCGUACCCACCCACCCUGAUUCUUCACAGGACCCUCUAGCACUAGUCCUAGCACUGUUUAGAACACCUCAUCAUUAUUGUUAUUAUUAUAAUAUUAUAUAUUAAUAAUUAUUCAAAUGCCCUCCUCCUCACCCUCCCUAUCUUAUCACUUUUCAAAACUCUAAUCUCGCCAUCUUUUGUCGUUAUGUGACAUGGAACAAGGGCAAGGGCUGAUUCGCCGACACAUGCAAAUAAUGUAAAUAACUCACUUCUUGCAGUCAUAUACACUCCUAGUACACACUCCUCAGCGAGUCUUGCCACGUUCUACAUCGAUAUUAUAUCCAUUUAUAAUAACUUGAUCGAGGAUAGAGACGGGCAGGUAAAAAUAAUAACAAUAUAAUUACAUUAGUGUUUUUUUGUUUGGUGGUUAUAUGGGUUUGUUAGAACAGAAUUAGAUUGAUAAAAUACUCAGUUUUGUUUAACAUGUAAAAUCUCGGAGAUGUAGAAACUUUAACAAUUCAUAAGACGUACUGCCCGUCAUACGCACCAGUUUAAUUGUGUUUAAUUCAAACUGGUUAAAUUUUUUUGGUCGUCGUAUGUUUGAUAUAUAUAUAUUUUUUUUUUAAAUUAGUCUAAUGUUAUGUAUAUCUAAAAUACAAAUAUGUUUUAUGGGAAAAGGUUUAUAAAUCUAUCUAGGCUGGUCCGUUUACAUUUGAAAAAUCUUAAUCAUCAGACAAAUAUUUUAAAGCGAACACUAGUAACUUUUAAUCUACAUGUUUUAUAAAAAAAAUUAUAGAAGCGCAUGUGUAUUAACGUUUUGUUAGAAAAACAUAAAUUUUAAAUAGACAAUUAUGUAAAAUUUGAAUCACUUCAGAAAGUUAAAUCAGAACCAAUGAUUCUGGAUAUUAAAUUAGCGGACCAUCCCUUAAUACGUUAUUGUUUAUUGCUCAGAAUUUAGUAUUUUAAAAUGGAGGGAUUAAACUGGAUGCUACAUGCUAAUCAAACAAAUCUAAAUUAUUUUUUUUUUAUCAAAAUUAAUCGUAAUUUACUUAACUUAUUUGUUAGAAACUUAAUUUUUGUUCCCGUUUCGAAUUUUGCAUACGUUGCGUCAGCAUAUUUUAAAAAUAUUUUCCCUUGAAAAAAUCCUUUUUUUUUAAAUCAUUCAUUUCUGUACACAUUUCUGUAAUCACUCCAUUUUACAAUGUGAAAUGAGAUAAUAUUUGUAUGUGUGUUUUGUUUUUUUUUUCUCGAUAAUAGAAGCUUUAUUGAUUUGAAAUAUGUAAGAAUUAUACAAUGUAUUGAAGAAAAAAUUAGGAAUGUUUGUAUUACAUUUCUUCGAAUUUGAAUUGAAGUUUACAACAUAGUUAUUGUUUGUUUUACACAAAAAGUAUCUAAAACAAUGCAUAUAGUACAUGCGUAUGACGCACGCGAAUGCAUUCAAAACUUGUGAAAAUUCUACUAAAAGUAGAAUUUGAAGAUGCUCUUAUAAACGAGCAACAGUUAUUUUUCAAUUGUUUUUAAAUCCUAUUUCUCUUUCUUUAAUUUUUGCCAAGAUUUUCUUGUUAAUCAAUUUAUGUAUAUUUCAUAUUGUAAUUAAUUUCCCCUUGUAUUAUUUUCUGAUAUCUUAUGUUAAUUAAUUGUGGGUGUAUCUGCAAGAUGUGGAUGAAAAGGAAGUAAAAUUAUACAUAUACAUAUAUACAUAUAAACUUGUAAAAAGUUAUAUAAAAUAUGUAGCGUGUGAUUUCAUUCUUUUGUCUUGUGCUCUCGCGUGUUCUGGCAUUCUCAGUGAUAAAUUUGAGAUCGAAUUACUUAUAACGUUACAAAAUAACCAAAGGUAUUGAAAAGACCAUACAUUUUGUUCUUUUUAUUUUCCUGGAUCUUUCAGUUUCAAUUAUAAAUCAAUAUCUUUUUUUAAAUAUAUAUAUAUAUCUGCUUCAUGCACCUGUUUUUCGAAUACUUCUAAUAAUUUCUCACAUUUCCCUGUGAUGUCUGAAUUGGAAAUAAAAUAUAUAAAAUAGUAAAGCAACGUUGUAAAAAAAAAAAAAAAAAAAAAAAAAUGAAAAGUAUACUAAUUGCCUUAACGUGAAAUGCCUGAGAAGGAAAAAGUUUAGCCUUUUGUGGAAUGCGUGGUUAAUCAAAAGAAUCCUUUGCACGUGAUAUAUUUCAAAUAAAAGUGAUGGUGUAUACUUAUCUAAACUGAAUAAAUAUGUGCAUAUCCAAAAAAAA
Molecule: messenger RNA, 4148 nt
Organism: Frieseomelitta varia
Lineage: Eukaryota; Metazoa; Arthropoda; Insecta; Hymenoptera; Apidae
Product: E3 ubiquitin-protein ligase KCMF1-like
Exons: 8
Coding region: 379-1932 (517 amino acids)
Biological process (GO): synaptic signaling
Cellular component (GO): plasma membrane
Molecular function (GO): zinc ion binding
Source: RefSeq, a predicted model, not a curated record